GGCUCUGAAGCUCAUAGGACGCAUUUGUUUUGUGAAGGUUCCUCGCGUAGUAGUGCAUGAUAGCUCGGAUUAAAGUAUUUUGCAAUUUAUCUUGCGCUUCUACUGCGAAAAUGCGGGGAUUCCGCUAAUUCCCGUUCAUGUCACCGCCUCUUUUCAUCUAUUGAAGGAAUUCGCAUUUAUCUUCACUUCAUUAUCCGUACUAGACUCAGAAUUGAAAAUGAUUGACCUAACUGUGAAGACACUUGAUUCUCGCAAUCAUGCAUUUUCCAUGCCUGAUGAUGCAACUGUUCUCCAGUUGAAGACUAAAAUUGAAGAAACCAUGAGCAUUCCAGCAAAUCGUCAACGAUUAAUUUUCCAGGGAAGGGUUAUGCAAGAUGACAAGAAAUUAUCUGAAUAUGAGGUUCAUGGUAUGGUGAUUCACUUGGUUAAAUCCCAACCUCCUCAACCGGGAUCCAGACCAAAUGGGAGCAAUAGCUCUAACAGCACAAGUUCCUCUGAAAAUGCCAAUAGGUCUUCAGGAGCCCGUUAUUUUGGCCGAGUUGAUGGCGGCACCAUGUUUGGCUCUGUGCUCAUUCCUGUUGUGGGUGAGACAGGGAGUGGCCGCAACAGAGCAUGGAGAAUAAUGCAUUUGGCUGACCGCAUGAUUCAGCGUGCUACAGAAGUUCUUGAUAACCAUGAAAACUCUGCCUCAAGAUCAACAUCUGCGGCAGCCUCUGCCACUACUACUCCAUAUAACAGUUCAAGGGACUCUAGUGGCAGUCACAGCCCUGCAACAGAACCUUCUCAGCCUGGAAGAGGAGCUACCUCAGAAGCUAGAACAAAUGCAGCAACCACUACUACAGCUUCAUCUGAGCCAGCUCCAUCACAAGGUGGAACAGCAAUGGAUACUGAAAUGGAUACAGAUAACAAUCCUUCUACUCCUCAUAUUACUGUUAGCAGUGCUGAUCAAGCAGGAGCAUCAUCUUCAACCAAUACAGCAGGGUCUUCUCAAGAUGGGUCGUCUGCUGACUCUAAUCAGCAGCGCCUGCAGAGAGGAACACCUUCCACAAGCAACAUGGCUGCAUUGAUGACAAAACUACGUGCAUUGCAAACUCGUUUUGAUCCUCUCCUUACUCGCUAUCACAAUUUAAUAACUGAGGAUUCUCCAACAAACAAUCCCCAGCAAUUGGCAGAAAGGUUGAGUUUGACUCAAACUGUGCCGGAAGUUCUUCAUCUUCUUUCACAUGCCUACCAUGCCAUCAGUGAGCUGACUAUUGACUGGGAACUAGCUCCACCAAGGCAAAUGCGUCCUUUACUAGCCCCAGCGAUUCAGCAACUUGUUCAACUGACAGAAGGUAUGAAUACUUGGGGCUUAACUAUUCCCCCUCCAGCUUUUGGCCAGCCGGCUCAAACAGCAGCUGCUAAUGCUGGUAAUUCCACAGCAACAUCUGGGUCGACUGCUUCAUCAUCUGCAAGUGCAUCAACAAGUUCAUCAUCUGCUCCUCCAUCUGCAUCAGCAUCAUCUGGUAGUUCAGGCACUGCUCCUGAAGUAACAUACAUGACAACAACAUUCCCAGCUGAAGGUGGAGAGGCUACCACCACUUUCACAACUCGCCCUGCAGCAAACUUUGAAACAGCCCCCGGAGCAUCUAACACCACAGGAAAUGGAAGCACCAGCAACCGUUCACCAGUUGUCACAGCCUCCAUAGACAUUUCUAAUCGUAAUCCAGGCUUGAAUGCUGCGCUGAGUGCUGCACUUGCUCUUGCAAAUCGUUUAGCAACUCAUCCAAUACCUCACCAGGCUGCUCCUUCUCAACAACAACAACAACAACAACCACCUCAGCAGCAACAAGAUCAGCAACAGCAGCCAAAUCAGCCACAAGCGCAGCAGCCACAGCAACCACAGCAGGCUCAACAGAGCCGUGGUGGAUCUAUUGUCACUCUGCCUGUUGGAAUGAUUGACAUUCCUACUAAUGUAGAGUUCUUCAUGGAAGUUGGCCCAAGCACUAUCACCAUUGAUUCUCUAGAGGCUACAAUGGUCACCAGUGGUAGUUUCACUCCUGGUACUAAUGGCACAACAGAUGGAAACCCUCUAAACAUGCACCUUCCCUGGGGAGGCCAUCCACAGGAUUUCUUGCAGGGAGUUGUUCAUGCCUUGAAUGGAAUAAUUACCCCAAACUUGCGUCGCCGAGGAAGUGCCCCUGAAAGCACACAAAACCCCAAUCUGCAACGACGUGGUAGUGCACCAGAAUCUGAAACAGAUGCCAGUUCUAGUGCAAAUGCUAAUGUUCCUGCUGCUGGAAGCACUCCAUCAGCCUCAUCCUCCCCUGGAGCUACUGGAGGUCAGACAAGCCAGGCAAGAGGUUACACUGCCACUCAUCCAACAACAUCAACUCAAACACGCUCAACAGCCCGCCCUCAAGUACACCAUAUUGCAACUGCUCCAUUUCCUGGCUUGCAAGUGGGCGGAUUUACUGACCCUUUCUUGCCAUGCCACUCACAAUUCUUCGCGUCAUGGCGCCGCUCCCGCCCAAACACCAAUAGCAGUUCAUCAACUACUGCCAACAGUGCAACUCAAACUAAUAGUAGCGCCCCGAGCAACAUUGCUCCAGCCUCUGGACCAUCUGUUAGUUCUGCAAAUGCAUCAGGAUCCGCAUCUUCUGCAGCAUCAUCUUCAUCUUCUACUCAAAACUUGAGUCAAAAUCUGUCUGGACCAAAUGCAUUGCAAAAUCUUAUUGAGUCCCUCUUCCGUCCUGUCUCCUUAGUUGGUCCAGAAACAGCUUUCCAAAACAUUUUGGAGACACUAACAAGUCGAAAUCCAUCAACUGGAGGAGAUAUGUGGAGUUCAUUGGCUACUGCUUCUCAAGAAAAUGGAAUUGAUGUGCCAAUCAUCAAUUGGAUUUCUCCUGGGUCUACCCAACAAGAAGGAGAAUCACUGCUUUCAGAUUUGCGACUGACAAUUGUUCGAAGUGUCACAGUAUCAGAUCUGAUGGCCCUUGUGGAAGGUAACUGGGCUGCUAUAAACCAUGUGAGAAAUGAUUUACGCCAUUAUGUAGUUCAGCACCUUUGUGAGGGUUCACCAACUGAAGAGAACUUAGAAAGAGGAACUAAUCUCCUUAUGACAGAGCUUAGACCUCACUUUAACAUUAUAACUGAAGGAGCACUCAGAGAGGAUAUUGAUGCAGUAGCCACUUUGAGCCGCUUCCAUGAAUCCGUUAUACCUGAAUUUUUGAAAUUGGUUCUUGAUGAUGACCAUGCCUCAACUUUUGGGCAGAACCUUCAUGAUAUGUAUUACAAGUAUUUGAGUAAUCUAUUUGCUAUUAUCAAACAUUGUUGUGCAAAUAAUGACGCUAUUGAGACUGUAUUUCAGUCAUGUUUGAACCGCAUAACAGAGGGAGGUUCACUAAUUUCAGUGGCAGCAAGAAGUUGCCUUGAGCAGUUAAAUAGUGUAUCUGGUAAUGUACCCUUCGAAGAUAUCCAACCAUAUAUUGUUUGUCGCACCACUGUGGAGGAGACUGUACCAGUGCCUAGCCAUGCCUCUACUUCUACAGAGUCUUGUACUCCACCAGAAUGUAUGAAAAUGGAGCAAUCUUUAGAAAAUCCUGUUUGCGAGAGUUCUGCUACCACAAUUGAGCCUAUGGACACAGACUCUCAGUCACCACACCAGCCUACUACAUCAGCAUCUUCCGUGUCCUUAGAUGUCCCCUCUCACAGCUCAGAAGGAGCCACUGCAGCACACACCAUUGAAUCAUCUGAGAUUGCCCCUAUGGACACAGAACUUCCUGCACCUGCACCUGAGGCAUGGCAUAGAAUUCUUCCUCCGGAGUGGGUUCCAAUCAUCACUAGAGAUGCCACUCGUCAACGUCGACCAAAUUCACAAGCACCUCUAAGUGAUGCAUACCUGGCAGGUAUGCCGCCCAAACGGCGUAAAGUAGUCACCGCCAGCCGACCUCAUGGUUCUCUGAGUGAAGUUAUAUCAGCUAAUAUGGAAAGUGCCAUUCAGUCAUCUGGUGUACCAACAGCAGGCCUUUCCCUUGUACAAGAAGAAGCAGGCAGAGACCCUCGACUACGGGAAGCUUAUCGAGAACAGUUACGAGCCACUGUUAGAGCAAAUCUAGCGAACAAUCCUGACUUUUCUGCUGAACGCUUUCCUAAUGCUGCACAAUAUUUUGGUAAAUCAUGAAAUUAUACUGUUAUAUAGUAGAAUAAGCUUCAUGUUGAGAGUCACUUAAAUUAAUAAAUAUCCUUUGCUGCUAUGAGAACGUACCGUUUUUGCAAAGGAUGUUCUUCCCCUAAAAAUAGCUUGAAGAUUGUGCUAGCCAAAUAGAUUUUGUUAGAGCAGCACGUGUGCAAAUAAGCGUGUGCUUUUAUUGAAGUGCUGAUUGCACUCUAUCUUAUAUGUGAUAGAAAUGUGAUGGUAUUAGUAACAGUGUGUGUGUGUUCCGACCACUAUUUCAUGCAUCUUUUCUAUGAUUGUACUUUCACCUAAUGAAAGGACCACCUUCACAGUAAAGUACAAAUUUUCUUUCCUUUUCCACUGUGUAAUGCACUGCAUCUAAAUUAAAGAUAUUCUUUCCUACCCACCUAUAUAUUAUUCAGGGUAUGAUUCAUAGCCAUUUUCCCUAUUGGUUCCUGGUUGCUAUCACAAUUUUAAUAAGUCACAAACGUUCCAGUCUUUAGUCCAAAUUCUCAGUUAUUUUUUCAUUUUAAACAAGUCACAUAUUCUACUGACAAAUCCUCGCACAUGAUGUGAACACUUUGUUACAAUGUUCAAUCUAUGAUUAUAGGUUGGGCUGGGUUGUCUUAGGUUUCCUUGUUUAUUUCUUUUUUUUCUUGAGUCCUAGUCUUUAUACAAUUCCUUAUGUUCCUCAUUGAUAAAUGGUGGAAGCACGUGUGACUCUGAAAGUCACAAUUAUCAAUAUCUGUUUUCUUUCAAAGUCUUUUUGUUUGUAAUCAGUGAAGUCUGUUGUGCUUUUUGUGGUCAGUGACUGAUAAUAUCUCUUGAAGACCCCUUUUUUUAAGACUUGUGUCUCUGUUAUCAAUAUGAUUGAGUAGAAGCUUGGAAACCUAGUUUUCUCAAUCAUGUAGCACUGGCUGCCAGCCUUAGGUAAGAGUUGUAAUUGAACUUUUUCUAAUUAUGUCACCUUUUAAUAAGUUGACCUAACAUUUAGUUAAAGAUUUAUAUGAUUAUAUAUGUAGUUUAAAUUGUACAAAUGCCAUCUAUUGUUUACGAAAGGUCUAGUGAUACAAGUUGUGGUUGUGGCUUACAAAGGUGUUAUAUUGGCACUGACUUCAAGUGGAAACAUUUGAACAGGGUUUUGACAGUGAGCAUACAAGGUAAAUAUCAGCUGUCCUCUUUAUUUUAAUGAAAGUACUCCUGAACACUGUGGCAGAAACAGGGUUUUGAUGAUCUGCUAACUGUAGUCGUAUUUGUGACCUGGUAUUCUUUUCUAAACAUAGUUUAGUACUUACCAAUUUGCUCUUCCUUCUAUUUCAUUUCCUGUUCUGCAAUCCUUAUAUUUCAUUCCUGCCCUUUCUUCCUUCCCUGGGACUGCAGUAUUUGUAAGUUUUGGGAAAAAAUUUACAGUUAAAGAUCAUUGCAGGCAAUACCAUUGCGUGGGAGGCUCUUUAACUAUAAGAGUUCAUGAUUAAUAUUUGCUGUUGAUUUUAACUUCUUGCUUUUUUUGUCUUUGUUUUGAGUUUGAUUUAAGUUGGUUGAGAUAUUGUUGUAUCUCUAUUCUCAGGUUCAUAUUAUCUACCAUGCUUGCAUUUACUGAGCUCCCCUUACUGACCCAUUUUCUGUGCCUUGAGAAAUCUUGUUGCCUGCCUACCUCUCAGACUGACAAAUUCAAGGAGAAAUGUGAUAAUUUUGUAAGAAAACAGUUUUGCUUAACGAGAGCAUUUUGUUCUGGAAUUAUUAUGUCUAAAUAUAAUGUUCCUGUGAAUCUUUUUUUUCUUGCUAUGUGCUGAGGAGUCAUCAAUUUUCAAUAAAUUAGGAAAACUCAUGAUGAUGCUUGAAUUUUACAUCUAUUUGACUAGUGGUAUUUUGUGUUUGCAUAAAUGAAAUAUAAAAUGAAAUAAUCUUA
Molecule: messenger RNA, 6065 nt
Organism: Frankliniella occidentalis (western flower thrips)
Lineage: Eukaryota; Metazoa; Arthropoda; Insecta; Thysanoptera; Thripidae
Product: large proline-rich protein bag6-A
Exons: 18
Coding region: 218-4162 (1314 amino acids)
Cellular component (GO): BAT3 complex
Molecular function (GO): misfolded protein binding; polyubiquitin modification-dependent protein binding
Source: RefSeq, a predicted model, not a curated record